GCUCGUCCUUCCGCGAUGAAGAGAUCUACGCAAGCGAUGAGCCACGUUCUCAACUCCGAGCUCCGGUUCCGCGCUGAACGGCAUAUCUCAAUGCUGCUGCCUUGACUUUAUGCAGCCUUGCUCCCUUUUCUUACUCUAAUGGGCAUGUACAGAAAUACCCCAAUCCCUGCCCUCCUCGUCCUCCGCCUCAGCCUGCAUGGUUAUCUUAUACGCGUCUGCCAUCGACAUGUCCAUCACAAGGACUCUGCGCAUUUCCUUCUGCCUUACAGUUGCGUCAUUUCGCACAGCCCCUUGUCUCGGUCGCUUUGAUACUUCAUAAAACCGAUGCCGUGAACGAUUGAGCGGAGUCCAGGCUGCGUUCUUUCAUUCAACACAAUGGCCGCCCAGCGUCACUCAGUUAGGCGCCGACCAGUUCCAGCGACCAUGGUGCAGCAAUCAAGUCUCCAGCCAGCUGAAGCACCCUCUGCCACCCAAAUCGAUCUCGCCAGUCCCAUGACACAGGACCCUGCUCUGCACGACAUUGACCUCGCCACUCCCGACUCGGACAACGAUGCGCUGCCACCUCCUGCCUACGGUGAGGUCCAUGGAGAGAUUCGCAGCGAGAAGGACGGCGUGGGUACCAGUGCCCGUGUCACUGAUGACGGCCGUGUCGAUAUUCGUAUCAAUCAGCUCAACCGGCGUUUGUCCCAGAUCUUUAUCCCAGCUCUACGUCAACAGGUCCAGAAGGUUCAAGAGACUGGCCCGGCACCUCCACCCUAUAUUCCCCCUUCUUUGGGAGGUGAUGAUGGGACUCCUCCGCCCCCGCCCUUGAAUAUUGUGAUUCAAGUCGUGGGCUCGCGCGGAGACGUCCAGCCCUUCGUUGCCCUGGGAAAAGUCCUGAAGACAUAUGGCCAUCGCAUACGUCUGGCGACACAUCCCGUCUUCAAGGACUUUGUACUCGAGAACGGCCUGGAAUUCUUCAGCAUCGGCGGCGACCCUUCCCUACUUAUGGCAUUCAUGGUCAAGAAUCCGGGCCUGAUGCCAGGCUUCCGCACUCUCAUCAGUGGGGAUGUCGGUCAGCGGAAAAAAGACAUUGCCGGCUAUCUCCAAGGCUGUUGGCGAUCGUGCUACCAAGCUGGUCAUGGGAUGAGUCCUCCUCAAGACGACCGCUCCGAGUCCUCUGGGGACGAGUCUGCAGUGAGACCUUUCGUCGCCGACUGUAUCAUCGCCAAUCCCCCAAGCUUCGCCCAUGUCCAUUGUGCAGAGAAGCUAGGCAUUCCGCUGCAUAUCAUGUUCACGAUGCCAUAUUCGCCCACCCAGGCCUUUCCCCAUCCGCUGGCAAAUAUUCAAGCCUCGAAUGCCGACCCUCAACUCACCAAUUACAUAAGUUACGCGAUGAUUGAACUCCUCUCGUGGCAGGGUUUAGGCGACACCAUCAACCGAUUUCGCGCAAAGUGUCUUGACUUGGAUCCCGUAAGUCUGAUCUGGGCCCCCGGAAUGCUCGAACGGCUCAAAGUCCCUCAUACCUACUGCUGGUCUCCGGCCCUUAUACCUAAACCGAAAGAUUGGGGCCCUCAUAUCUCGAUCUCCGGGUUCUUCUUUCUCGACUUGGCUACCGACUACACUCCCCCGGCUGAUCUCCAUGCAUUCCUUGACGCUGGACCACCUCCCGUCUACAUUGGAUUCGGCAGCAUCGUACUAGACGAUCCGAACGCGAUGACCGAGCUCAUAUUCGAAGCCGUCAGGAUGACUGGCCAACGUGUUCUGCUCUCCAAAGGCUGGGGAGGCAUAGGCGCUGAUGCGGAUGAUCUUCGCAUCCCUGAUGGCGUCUUCAUGCUAGGCAACGUACCACAUGAUUGGCUUUUCAAACACGUCUCGUGCGUCGUCCACCAUGGUGGCGCUGGAACCAUUGCAGCAGGCCUUGCCGCAGGGCGACCAACUUUAGUUGUGCCCUUCUUCGGAGAUCAGCCUUUCUGGGGCGCCAUGGUUUCUCGAGCAGGCGCCGGCCCAGAUCCGAUCCCUCACAAACAACUCACGGCGGACAAGUUAGCGGAUGCUAUCAACUUUUGUCUGAAGCCGGAAAGUCUCGAACGCGCCAAAGAGCUCGCAAGCAAGAUCGCGGCGGAGCGAGGCAGCGAGAUGGGUGCGCUAUCGUUCCAUCAAUAUCUCGAGCCCGACCGACUCCGUUGCACACUUGUACCAUCGAAACCCGCCGCCUGGCGCAUCAAACGCACCCAGGUCAAAUUGAGCCCCUUUGCUGCCUCUACCUUGACGAAUGCGAGUCUGUUGAACUUCAACGAUUUGGAGCCGUUCAGGCCACAAGAAUAUGCCACCGACGAAGGGCCUUGGGAUCCCGUAUCAGGCGGAGCCGCGGCAGUAUUUGGGGCAUUCAGCAGCCUGGUGAUGGGACUGGCUGAUUUCCCCACGGAGACAUGGCGGGCUGUGCGCAUGCCCGUUGCGUCCAGUCGAAAGCAGUCACAAGCACCUGUGCCGACAGUUGCUGGCGGAAGCGAAACCUCACGUGGUAGGGAGAGAUCGACUCCGCCAACUUCACCCGACCAGAGUCAAACGAGCCUGGAUAUCCAGGAAGGUCCUUCUCCCGUUCGGAGCCUUCUCACCCCUUCAGGUCUACCAACGCCCAUGCCGAAACCCGGAUCAUACUCUGUGUCCGAUAUAUCACAAGACCAGACGAAUCCCAGAGCGGACCACGCCGGCCGAAGCCAACCGCCAAGUCGGAAUGAUCUCGACUCUGGCAAGGAGCGCGACUUGAUGCGCCGGACUGGCGCUCACACGAGCAAAGGUUUCGGACGCAUGGUCAAGACGGCGGUGGCGGCACCGAUGGAGAUCUCUGUGAGUAUGACCAAAGGCUUCCACAACGCGCCCAGGCUCUGGUCCGAUGAUACCGUGCGCCCUCAAGAGCAAGUCACCGAUAUGAAAUCCGGGUUCAAGGCGAUAGGAAAAGAGUUUGGGUUUGGAAUGUACGAUGGCGUUACCGGUCUGGUCACUCAACCCUGGAAAGGCGCUCGGAAAGAGGGGACGAGUGGGUUCUUCAAAGGGAUGGGGAAAGGCAUUGGAGGGUUUGCAACCAAGCCAGGCGCAGCUUUGUUCGCCAUUCCUUCUUAUUUCAUGAAAGGGGCGUGGAAAGAGGUGGAGAAGAUGUUCGGCGGCAAUGUGCAGAACUACAUUAUCGCAUCGAGAGUAGCGCAAGGCUACGAAGAGUGGCGACAGAGCACCGAGGCGGAAAGACAAGAUGUCAUUGUUCGGUGGAAGCUGAUCCGAAAGUAUGUGAAGAAGAGGCAGAGCGUUGAUGUGAUUCGGGAUAUCCUGGAAGCACAGCGAACGCGCGAUCCCAGCGGUGGCAGUCUCGCCAGGGGCGGCGUACAGUCCUCUCUGCGCUCCCCUACCAUGGCCUCCGAACCACUGCCAAGGCCCACUGACAUCAGUGAACGCCUCCAACAGCUAGACCAGGCGACGGCGCCUCGCGACUCGGAAGAGGACGCCGAUGUUAUGCGUGCAAUUCAGGAAGCGGUGUCCCAGCUUCAGUCCCAACGACAAGAAGUUUCAGAAGGGCCGACGGAUCAUGCAGACGUACCACGGACACUGGUGAACCAUCAAGCUGAACCUAAGCGACUCUCCAGCGAAGCAGCGGACUAUGACGGACACCCCACUCGAGCCGUGACAUCGAGUACAACGGAGCAGAGACUGAGCAGCGAUAGUGAACCGAAGUCGACCAUGGGUCUCGACGACGAGGAAGAGGAAGAAUUUGAGCGCGCAGCUGCUGCCGCUGGUGAGUCGACAGGCGUCCCUCGAAGCCCUCCAUACGACUCGGGUCAUCUAUCAGGCACCAAGCAAAGCGAGUUCGAGGCGCAACAAGAGCGCCAGCAUGGAGAGAAGACGAGAGAGGAGAAGACGGAGGAGGAGAUUGUGAUGGAGUAUAUCAAGAAGCAAAGCCUCUUGGAACUGCAACAUCGCAGCAAGGGCAAGGCUCGUGCCACAGCCACGGAGGAUCUGGAAGACGAGGACUUGCAGAGGGCAUUGAAGUUGAGCAUGCAAGGACACGGCAGUCAACACGGCGAGGCUUCAGCGCAGAGGUCCUCAUGAUUCAAGUCAGAUGAAUAGAUGCAAUAGAAUAGAUGCUGCACUCCAUGCACACUCGAUG
Neohortaea acidophila is the source of this 4138-nucleotide messenger RNA. RefSeq names its product putative glucosyl/glucuronosyl transferase. NCBI's taxonomy places the organism in Eukaryota, Fungi, Ascomycota, Dothideomycetes, Mycosphaerellales, Teratosphaeriaceae. The record is from RefSeq and is a predicted model, not a curated record. Gene Ontology annotation, molecular function: UDP-glycosyltransferase activity; hexosyltransferase activity. Bases 376 to 4080 code for a protein of 1234 amino acids. Gene Ontology annotation, biological process: carbohydrate metabolic process. The transcript has a single exon.